This is a messenger RNA of Xyrauchen texanus (razorback sucker), 2294 nucleotides long. Its product is annotated as V-set and transmembrane domain-containing protein 5. The transcript has 4 exons. Gene Ontology annotation, biological process: positive regulation of excitatory synapse assembly; filopodium assembly. Gene Ontology annotation, cellular component: plasma membrane; axon; dendrite. The record is from RefSeq and is a predicted model, not a curated record. Lineage: Eukaryota; Metazoa; Chordata; Actinopteri; Cypriniformes; Catostomidae. Bases 193 to 768 code for a protein of 191 amino acids.
UCUGUUGAAUGAACAGAUCAGAUACAGACAGAGGAAAUGAUGGAAAGAUAAGAGAGUAAUGAAAGAGGAAGAGAAAACAUAAUCAGUGGAGGUGUUGACAGAAAUGAAAGCAGAGAAUCACAGAGUGAAAGUGUAGAGUUAUGACCACGCUGUAAAGAGAAUCACAUUACUCGUGUGGAAAUACAUGGAGGAAUGACGCCCGUAUGGAUCCGUUUGUCUCAGAAAACACAGAUACUUCUCUUGAUCUUCUGUCUCUGUCAUUACACUCAGGCGAUCACCAUUCAAGUCCAAAGGAAAACUGUCACGGCACCAGUUCAGGGCAGAGUGCAUUUCUCCGUGAAUAUCACAUUCAUUGAUAUUCCAACAGUCACAUGGAAUUUCAGAUCUGUAAGCGAGCAACAGAGCAUCGCCGUUUGGAUGCUCGGUGACUCUGCAAAUGUCGCACAAGUCUACGAGGGAAGAGUGCAAACUCAUCCCAACGGUUCUCUCACGAUAUCGGACUUACGGCUUCAAGACUCUGGCUAUUAUAUCAUUACUGUUACAGAACCAUCUGGGAACUGCAAAGAUGCAGGUCUGGUACUGAAUGUAAAAGAGGUGCAGUAUGAGGAUAUACAGUAUUUGGUUGUAUCUGUCAUUGUGUUGGGGAUUCUGGCUGCAUUUCUCAUGCUGUGUAUGUGGCUCUCGAAUAAACUGUCCCGCCACAUCAAGGCCUGGAGAGAAAAGAGACAUAUGCCUGAGUAUGAUGACACUGAACUACAACGGCUGUGAAGAGCACAAACAUGCACACAGCAUCUAAUACAGGAAGCAAUUGUUUUCUGAAUUAAAGGUGAAUGUCUGAGAUGAACAGACUUGUGUUCAGAGGACAAGUGAUGAAUUUCUUACUUUCGGUGAAGAACUUCACAUCACAAAGUCAGUCUUGCAUCUCUUUCAUAAUAUUCCAGAUGAUAUGAAUGCACAUGGACACUUGAGGACAAGAAUAAAACCCAUUGUGUAUCCAUGUGUUGAGGGCUGGAUGUGAGGCACAUGAAGGCCCCGGGCCCCAGACUCUUAGAAACUCUUGAACUUCCAAUGUUCCCUGAUCACAUAUGAAUCAAACCGAUAAGAAAACAAAGCACAAUGAAGGAGCAAACUCAAUACGGAUCUCACUUAAUACCAUUUUAUUAUUUUAUAGUAUAGACAUUUAUCAUAAAUGUAAUUACAUUACAGAAUUUGCUUAUAAAAUAGAAUACAGUCAUAAAAUCCCGGCUCUUUGGCGAUAAGAAUUAAAUAAGAGCAAUAACCAUGUUCGGUUGUAAAUCAGCUAUUUUUUCACGAGUGCUUUCAGGCUUUCAAAUGCGUCUAUUCAUGCAAACCAUUAGCAAAUCAGGGCUUCCAUUUUAUAGACAUUUUUCGUGAAUGAAAACAAGGGAGCUCCAUUGACAACAGCAAGCACUGAAAACUUUCUGAACAUUGAUUUAAAUAUUAAGAAAGUAAAUCUGUUCAUUUAUUUUUGUAAUAGCCCAAUCUGGGUUAUUUUCUAUUCAUCUGCUAUAUCACAUAAAGCAAUCAAGAACACAGUACAGUUGCAAAGUUCAUUUAUUUGAAUAUGUUAUUUAUGGCACACUUCUUUAUGACUGACACAUAACAGCUUCUAGUUACAGGACAGUUCAGUUGUGUGUAUGAAAAUGAUGUGGCAUGUUUAACUACAACAAUGUCAUAUUGAUUCCUGUAAAUACUGAAGUGUCUGUUUUGGGGGAGUUCUUGGAUGUCCAGGGAUAGUAUGGGUGUUAAGUUGCUUUUAUGGCUUUAUAAAAUGUAGUGUGCUGUACUUUGACACUGCCACAGUGUCUAUAAGAAACCAGUGUUUGAGUUGUGUACAUAUGUGCUAUGCAUGAUGUGAAAAUGUUUGGUAAUUUAUCAUUUUCUCAAGAUUACUGUAAAGAGUUAACACAACUAUUAACAUUUUGUUAUUCAUAUAUAUUGUCCAUAUUGCUGGGUUUAAAUCUGUUGGUUUGUCAGGUAAUAAUCCUUUUAAGAAAUUUACCCAAUUAUAAUUUUACUGAAAAACUUCUAAAGGACAAAAAAAAAUCAUAAUUUGAAUGUGGCGCAACGGGGUAAAAGCAAUAUCUAGCCAAAUAUUUUUAGCAGAACGUAACUAGACAAAUUUAAAUUCACUUUUAAAAAAUUCCCAUGACUUUUCCACUAAAUGUAAGAUUUUGCUCAUUUCCCAGACUUUACAUAAAUGUCUACAAACUUUUUAUUUUGUUGAUUGCAUGAUCCAUGAUGGCAAAACUCAUUAAAUUCUGAUUAAUUGG